AUGAUUAGACACAAUCUAAGGAUUUCAAAGCAAUUAUACAGGUUCACAGAACUACGUAAUGUUGGAGUUGGUAUUAAUGGUUUAAAUUUUGUCAGAUUUUAUUCCGAUGACAAAUUUAAGUCAAUCGAAGAAUUUAAGAAACAAAAGAAAGACUAUCGAUUUGGACAUAAUUUCAGCAGUUUAGAUGAACUUGAUAAUCAGAAUCAAAAGCAUUUCACUUCAGAUAAGCAUUCUGAUUCAUCUAACUUACACGAGAAGAUUUCACAAUCAAGAUACAAUCAGUUAAAUGAGAAUGAUAUCAACUCAAUAAUUGAGAAUGAUCCAAGAUUAAUUAACUUGAAGCCAGGGUCAGCGGAAUACAAGUAUCAGCAAGAUUUGAUCCAUAGAGAAUUUCAACAACGAGGUAAGAAAGAACAAGCCCGUUAUGAAUUCAUUGAGAGAUUUAAGGGCAUCGGCUUAGGGAUAUUGGCACUCAUUGGAAUUGUAUCUAUCCAUCAAAUAGCUAUGAAUUAUGAAUACCUUAAAAAUAAAAUAACGCAUAAUUUCAAUUAUAAAUUUGACGAUUCUAAGAUCAAGAGUAUGGAUGAUCCUUCAAUAAAUAAUAAAACAAUUGACUAUUUAACUAACAAAUUGAUUCGUGAAUUGAGCAAUGAUAUAAUUGCGGAUCUAGAAAAGCUGAAUGAAGUCUCGGGGUUGUAUGUCUUUGGUUCUCAUAACAAACAGAAAUUGCCAUUUAGAUUCAAAUUCUUUGAUGGUAUGCUCAUAAAGGAUGUACAAAUCUUUCAAGACUAUUUGGCUGUAAUCAAUGAAAAAGGAGAAUUGUAUCAAUACUAUAAAGGUUUGAAAGAACCAGUAUUGACUAAGUUAGGAUCGAAGGUAACUAAAUGUCAAAUUUCUAAUGAUUUGGUAUACUUAUUGACGAAAAAUGGUGAAGUUAUUUAUACUCCAAGAAUGGAUAAGUCUGUUCCUAAAUUUGAUCACUUGAAAUCUAGGAGUCUUUUAGGAAUUUCGUCAACCAAACCUUUCAAUAAAAUUGAUUUCAGGAAUGACUCUAAGCAAAACCUAUUGCAUAGAAACGAAUCAAUCAAAGAUAUUUCAACAGGUCAAAAUCAUAUUUUGAUGCUUUCAAGCAAAGGAAGAUUAUUUAUAGCAAAUACAGCAUUGGACCCAAACAAUUUUAUGAACUAUGGUCAAUUUGGAAUACCCGCCUUAUCUCCAUUUGGUGAAAAUUCUGAUCAAAUUCCUAACAACCAGGCUUUUGAAUUGACUUUAUUAAAUAAUGAAGUUGUUUCCAAUAAGGAUGGCGCCAAAUCCAUUAGACCAAGAACUUUUGACAAUAUUGCUACAGGUAAAUAUCAUAAUAUAGUUGCUGAUACUGCUGGUAAUAUAUGGUCAUGGGGUAAAAACACCUUUGGUGAAUGUGGAUCUGAAAUUAGUUACAAGACUGAUUUCCAACCAGUUCCUAAGAAAAUAUUUACCAUUGCGGACUUUCUUUCGUUCACGAAGAACACUUUACCGAAUAAACUUGAUACCCAUAAUUGGAGUGUCGAGAAUGUGUAUGCUGCUGAUGAGACAUCAUACAUUAAAUUGAAAUACAGCGAUGAAAACAAUGACGCUGAAAACCAGAGCGUAUUGAUAAGUUUUGGUAAUGGUUUGAAGGGACAACUAGGCUCAAGUAGGUUUAUGCAUGUUUGUCCUCAGCCACAGGUUGUUAAAUCGCUCAACAACUUGAGUGAAUAUAAUGAAUUUUUAGGAAAGGUGGUUGACAUCGGAAUUAAAGAUGUUAGUAUUGGUAAUAACCAUGGUUUCAUUACUUUGGAUAAUACCGGUAACUACAAGGAUGUUCUUACUUUUGGGGAUAAUGAAUUUGGCCAAUUUGGAAAUGGUAAAGUUGCAAAAAGCAAUAAACCAGUUAGGCUUCCGAAAUUAAUCGAACCAGAAGAUUUCACUAAUGCUGAAUUAGAGAAAAAUGAUAAGAAAUCACAGAAGAAAUUAGUCAGAAAAAUUAAUGACAUCACGACCAAUAGGUUACAGUUAUUGGAUGGAGUAAAACUAGCUAAUGGAGCGUCAGUCGAGCAAGUUAUCUUUGCCGGCGAUGAUUCUUCCGUCAUUUUCUACAAACGUAAAUAA
This is a messenger RNA of Debaryomyces fabryi, 2130 nucleotides long. RefSeq lists its product as uncharacterized. The transcript has a single exon. The record is from RefSeq and is a predicted model, not a curated record. Gene Ontology annotation, biological process: mitochondrial respiratory chain complex III assembly. The coding region runs from base 1 to 2130 and encodes 709 amino acids. NCBI's taxonomy places the organism in Eukaryota, Fungi, Ascomycota, Pichiomycetes, Serinales, Debaryomycetaceae. Gene Ontology annotation, cellular component: mitochondrial inner membrane.